AUGGAUAACAUAGGAGUUGCGAGUGGUAAACCUACUUUUAUAGAUGAAGUCAGUCAGUGUAAUGAUAAAAGUGCUCUACAUGGACAGUCUGUAUGUGUAACUGGUCGACUUACGUUACAUGAAUUUAGUGCUUGCUUAGCAAAACUUACAGAUCCACAAAGUAAAUCAGAGAUAUGUAUAGACACAUCGUUGAUAGAGCCAUUUCAGGCAAGAUUUGGUUCCCAGUUUCAGAUGAUUGGGGAGUUGGAACCAGGGAGCCAGCAUGAUAUUGUGUUGAAAGCACGUGUUGUAAGAUGUGUGGAUGGCCUAGAUAUGUCUCUGUAUAGAAAGGCAAUAGAGUGUCAGAGAAUGUAUCUGCAGAAAAGAAACUCUUGA
Molecule: messenger RNA, 375 nt
Organism: Mercenaria mercenaria
Lineage: Eukaryota; Metazoa; Mollusca; Bivalvia; Venerida; Veneridae
Product: CST complex subunit TEN1-like
Exons: 1
Coding region: 1-375 (124 amino acids)
Biological process (GO): negative regulation of telomere maintenance via telomerase
Cellular component (GO): CST complex
Molecular function (GO): telomeric repeat DNA binding; telomerase inhibitor activity; single-stranded DNA binding
Source: RefSeq, a predicted model, not a curated record